AUGUUGCCAGCUCCGAGCGAUUCCACUGCUGUGCGGCGAAAAUGGUCCUUCGUCUCGAUGCUGUCCUUCAGAGCGGAGAGUGAGCGACGCGUCUCCGCACUACAAGCCUUGACGCGAUGGAAAAGGAUACGGGAUGUGAGGCUAGCCCCGUGGAUGUUCGCGAUUGGUAUGGCUGAGAGUUUUUGUAUUUGAUAGGCCGAAGCAAGUAUGUUGGUGCGCGCUAGUUGUAGCUUCGCGAAAGAAAUUUGAACUUCUUAGCUGCAACUAACAAUUAUGUGAUUAGCUCUAUGUCUUUUUCAACAGUAGAGUGAUUGCUCGUUCCGGGGUCUUUGGACUGCUUGAAAAUAGAAUUUCCACAUAAGAACCCACUUCAAUAUCGGUGCUGCGGUAUUGACGGCUGUUAGCGGCGCUUGGUUACACUGGAGUGCAGAGCUGCUGUUCACGUGGCGAUAUGGCUUUUGUGUGGGGCGGCCCUUCGCUAGUGCACACACCUGCUGUGGGCAUGAAGUAUACCCGUCAGAGCGAUUCGCGUGUGAGGUGCGCGCCUACGAACAAGAAGAGGACAUGCUCCCAGACAUGCUCCCGGGAAGAAGGCUGUCGCAAACAGGAAGUAGCUCUGCGGAUGGUGGUGACACUCUUUUACCGCAAGGAGAACUCAGGUGCUUUUUAAUAGGCAUUGUUGUGUUCCAUCUAGGUAGAAGAGUAACCUCUCCUAGUUUGCCUUUUAAUAUUUUCAAAGGAUUUGGCGCAAAUCAAAGGUACUGGCUGUCUCCGUUCGACGAAGAUGCGCCUUCCACGACAGCGACACGGCUGUUGGCAACGCUGAUUGCAGUUCUGUAUGCUGCCGCAACUUCAAUGCUCGUCGUGAAGGUUGCUCCGCAGGCACGGGGGUCUGGCAUUCCCGAGAUCAAAACCAUCCUUGGCGGACACAUGCUACCUGGAGUGCUCGCUUGCCCGACUGUUGCCACAAAGAUUAUCGGUUUGACGCUCGCCGUUCCAGCUGGGCUUGCGUUGGGCAAAGAAGGACCACUAGUACACGUUGCGUGUUGCUGGGCCGCCCUACUGCUUCAUGCAGCCCAUCGAGGCCAUCAUAAUUUUCUAGCAAAAGAUGCCAAAAAUGACGAGGAGGCGGAGGUAGCAGCAGAGGCUAAAGGCGAACCUGCUGAUAAAACGAUAUUUCAAGCAGAGGGUUCUGCAGACCGAGGAGCGGUCUCAACAGACAUGCGAGAUGAAGAAAUAAUUGUCGAGGCGAAGCAGUUUACCCCAAACAACAUGAAGACACAGAAAGGAUCAUCAUCAUCAUCCGAAGUUUCGCCUGCGGAAACUUUUCCGGGAGGGUGGCCUUUAUUUUCAGAGAUGCUUUCUGCUGCCGCUGCAGCUGGUGUGGCAACCGCUUUCGGUGCACCUCUGGGUGGCGUGCUCUUUAGCUUCGAAGAGGUGAGUUCCCACUUUCCACUGAAAACGAUGGCGCGAGCAUUCUUUGCAGCCAGCAUUGCGGCUCUCACUAUACAGGUAAACUUGAUCUCAGAUUCAGUUCCUAAAAAGGACGCAGUACUCUUUUUCCUCUCGUCGACACGAUUUGAUUCAAGGUGGCCGUUUGGUAACCAACGACAAUACUUUGCUCUAAUAUCGAUGAAAUCCAACAAGUAUCAUAAUACAAGGCUGACUUACAACUACUUUCACAGGGUCUAAACGGUUAUAACGAGUUGGCUCCUUAUCGCAUUGGCGAAGUUCCACACUGGCACUUCCUAACGUAUUUCCCGUUCCUGCUUAUUGGUGUACUGGGUGGUUUAGUCGGCGCCGCUUUUGUGCACUGUAGCAGUUUGGUGACAGGAUUUCGUUUAGAAAUGCUAAGAGACUCGAGAACCACGAGAAGUCUAUCUAGCACUGCUGCUGCUGUAGCGCAUAAAAAUAGCCCUGUAGACGCGUUGAACAAAUUACCCGCUGACCAGACGAUAUCUCCCCAUCAACAUCAGAUGGGCAGUAUUCCGACGAAAAGCACCAUCGCGGACACCGCGUCAACCUUGAGGACGUCAACAGAAGAUGGAGGCGUAGUGGCUGCUGAACGCGGUCGAAUAACAGGAAAGUCGCAAGGUGAACAUAUGAACCGCAGUCCUGCUGAUCUGUACGUAAUGAAUGACAAAAAUACUCCAGACGAUCCAACACCGGUCAAGACAAGCAACACUCUUCGACGUAGAUUUUUCAGGUGGUCCUUUUAUCCUGUUUGUGAAGUUGUUGCAGUGACGCUGUUCACCUGCGUUCUCUCCGAUGUGGUGCCGCUUGGUCAACAAAAGUUUCUGAAUCCCAUCUCCACGAUCGUCGUGCAUCGCAUGUUCUCCUCCUGCGAUGCUGCAGGCGCGUCACGCGCAGGAGACGGUGGCCAUCGUCUACUAAGUACUGUGCUUGGCGACAGGAAAUUGCCUGCAAACCGGAUGAGCAAGGCUACAGAACAAGGUUUGCACGAAAGGAACUCUAUCGAAAACGCGGCUGCUACUAUCAACACCGCACCAACUACAAAUUUUCGCGGAUCUGCAGGUCUGUUCUGGGACAGGACACGAGAGAAAUACUCACUGUUCCCGCCAAUGCCUGCUAAGACUACACUCCGAGAAGCAACAUCUCCAUCAUCCUCCGACAGCAGAACAGCAUCAAGAGGAGCGGAUGUGAAGGCUCGGAGCCUUGCAGAAAGUAACCUCGAAAUUUUCGACCGGUUAGGCUUGUGCAGCUCAACAGGACAAGGGUUUGUGAUAUCUUUCGAGCUCAUGGCCACGCUGCUUGCUGCAGUGCUAUUUCGGUUCGCGCAGACGGUUGUGACCUUCGGCGCGGCGAUCCCAGGCGGUCUUUUCGUUCCAGCAUUAUUCACGGGAAGUUGCCUCGGCCGACUGCUUGGAACCUUCUUUCUGUACGUGGCUGCAACCGACGAAGAGCGCUCACGCGGUGUAGCAUCCGCAGAUAACAUGGUCCAUCCCGGCAUAUACGCGCAGGUAGAUGAAUACUAGUUUUGUAUCCAUUUACGUUCCCUUGGUCGAGCUGCCCCUUUUUUGCUACCCCACUGGAAGACCGUAUCGAAUGAAAGUCUUUUUGCAGCAGCAGAAAUCAAUUGCUAAUGCGAUACCUCCUAUGAUUUCCGGAAAAAAUUCGAACACACAAUUUUUUUCUUGAAUACUUUUCAGGUCGGCGCCCUCGCUGUCUUGGCAGGAAAGUGUCGCGUGACGGUGUCCCUCGUGGUUAUUAUGCUGGAGUUGACCGGCGCACUAGAACUUGUGGUGCCAUUCAUGGUCACCGCUCUCGCCGCACGAACCGUAGGCAACCUUCUCACUAGUGACGGCAUCUACGAUCGACACAUCACUCUCAAGGGAUACCUGUUUCUUCACGAUUUUGACUUCUCCCGGAGUCCGGGACGUAUUCUCACUGCUGGUGAGCUGUUGGUGCAGAGUAGGUCACGGGAAGAGCAACAAGAGAACAGGCAGACUUUCGACGGGACGUCGAAACUCAAGGCCACAACCGAGCCUGAGAAAGUGUUGAAGUUGAACAACAUCAACAGCUGUAAAGACAGUUUUACGAAUAAUGGCCCUCUACUAUCGGUCGGCCCCUCCAUCAGCUCCUACCAGGAAAGCAACUAUUUCCCAGAUCGGCAUCGGGUUUUAGAACUUGUUGGUUCAGAAUCUGCUGACGGAACCGUAUGUGACUACAGUGUCUACUCGGUUCCUCCGGUGUCUCCGUUUCCGAAUUUCGGAUUUCGUGCUGGCUGCGCUGCUGAUGUGCCUGAACCAAAACUAGAGUGGAUGAAGCUUUGUCGAGAAUGGGCCGACGCCUGCGUCGAUACGACGGCGCCCAGACCUGAGUUGAGUAGAACUCAGUCUGAGCAUAGCGACGAGCACGGCAACGAUAGCCAGAACUUCGAACAUCCUGUAGGUACGGCCACCGUCAAGCUGCGACAAUGCAGUAAGGAUAGCACGGAAACUGGUGGCGGUAAUGACUUAUCCCUUGCACUAGGUGGAGGAAGCUCGACCGCGGAAUCCGACGCAGGUGGCAGUGCCAGUUGUUCGUCUAGUACAGUCGGCAGUGCUAGAAUAGGUGGCUUUUCCUCGGAGGGGGCGGCGGGUAGGAUAGCAAUGCCGCGAAGUUCCAGUGUAGACAACUCAAGGAGCUCGUCGCGAGGCUUUGAAACAGAGGACGGCGGGGGAGCACUUAUUGUACCUGCAGCACCAAAUCGAAAUCAACAUCAACAUGGGAGAGGAGGAGCGCCUUUUUCGCUCGAAGACGGCGGUCAUAUUUUUGUGAGAGCAGCCGCGGCAAAGGCUGUGCUCGCGAGUUGUCGAGGAAGGCAACACUUCGCAGUCGUGCAUGGCAUGGAGCCCUCGAAUUACCAGAGGCGCCUUCUAGUUGGCCAUGUCUCGCGGCAUGCCCUGCAAGCAGCGCUCGACCGAAAAGACGACUCUUCGAGCCACGGCAUCGAAAGCAAAUGUUCUGCGAACCCACCAGUAGAAUCGGCCAGUGAUGCUGGUAGGGAUAGUGGUAGCACCUCAUCCGAGACGAGGAAGUUGCGAAUACCUACGAAAGCGAUUGAAAGGAAUGUUGUGCGAAUGUUGCCAUGCACACCCAUAUCUGAAGUGGUUGCUUUGUUUCGCAAGUUAGGACUGAGUCAUGCGGCUGUUGUGGACGAGGCAGGCACGUUUCUGGGGACGCUUCGGAAAUUAGGGCUGCUCACAAGAACACUUCAUAAUCAGCUUCAGGCAUUUUAGACAUUCCGGAUUCCUGUAAUAUCUUCGAUUCAUGUCGUUCUCUUUCCCUGUUUCUUAUUUUGCUUCUAGGUUGUAGUUGUAGGUACGAUCUUGCAGUAUCAACAUUCCACUUGUUGUGAUUGCAACUGGAGGAAAGAUAGGCUCACCAUCUCACAGGAUGAAUCACAGUAUAGAGUAAGAACAUGAAAAUGCUAACGAAACCGACGGUGAUAGCCUAUGUUGAGGAGACGAAGCGGGCGGCAGAAGAGGAAGAAGCGAGAAAUGGCUUUGCAGCCGUGUUUGGCGCGCUCUUUGGCGAUCCUGGCGGACAACUUGGAGGAACACUACUAGAUGAAGUACGACGACCAUCCGUGCACUCGUUGGGCUCCUUGGGCGAGAACAAAGGCGCUUUCCCCAUGCAGAGGACUAAGUCUUCGCCGCCCAUGAGAAGCACAUGCGAGCUCUUGCCGCAAGUCGUUCCUCGGAACGUGAGUGCCAUCUCAUCUUCAGGAGUACUGUCACCAGCGAGAGCAGGAGCGGAUGACUGGCAUAGAGCGAGAGCGGGAGCUCCUACUCCGAUCAUGUUCAAAAGCCCGAUGAUUUCGAGUGUGUAACUUAGUCCCGUAGAGUACUAAAUCAACAAAACUGGAGCUCGUUUUUCAAGUUUAUAACGAUACUUCAUCUCACCAGCUGCUCUUGUUCUGAAUUCUUCAACAUAUAGCGCAUACAGGUGCAUGCUACUUACUUCUACUGAAUAGUCCAGAUAACAUAUCAGCUUUGUUACUCCUUCACCAUCAUUAUAUACAUCACGAAUUGUUGUUGUAUCUUUGUAUAGUCCACCUAGUUGUGGCCGCUUGGCCUGCGUUUCUUGGGUUCAUUUUGUAUUGGAGAUGAUGGAUAUCUACAUCAAGAAUGAUCGCAAGCCGCGGGAAGGGCACUCCACGACUUUCUUGAAUAUAUAUUUGCUCAGGUCGUGGGAUGAUCGCAUAGAAGUGUAUUUGAUAACAUGAUUAGCAACAUUAAAUCAAUAAACAUGCAACUUGAUCAUAAGCAAUAGAGCACUUUUGUAACUUAUUGGCUUCCUCAAUUAAUAUCACACCUCCAAAAUGUAGCAGGGAAAGGCGUUUGAAAUGACCUUCAUAUUUUUAGAAAUUGUCCUCAUCCGUGUAAAUUUUCGCUUAGACCAGUCCCGACUUAAACAAUGAUUGUUUUUAGCGUCAUUGAUGAACAGCUUGCAUCUAAGUACUUGUCUUCCAUAUUGUUCGAGGUUUUAAUUACUUAGACAUUGAUGGUGAGCAGGAAAAAGCCAUCGCAUGGGUGGGAGAAGCAUGCUGCUUGGUGCGUCCCUUGAUGCACUACUAAUGAGGCGAAUAAAGAAUCAAUCUUGUCGUUCGUUGAUUCGACAGAUAAUCAUGAGGUCCGGAUAUCCUUAGUUCCUAUUCAGAAAAAUUUUCAGGAUCUUCUCGACUCGUCUUAGGGCGCUAUCACGGCGGCUUCAUCUGGCUAAUAUAAUCCUACAGAGAUUUGGUUAGAAAUGUACCACAUUUGUUGCAACUACGGUAGAUCUUUGCACAGAAAAGGAACAAUUCCCAAACCCAAAUAAACAGCUCAAUUGAAAAGCAUCACGAUGCGAGUGCACUCUCGCAUGAAGAAGCGCAGGACGACGCGCAUGAAAAUACCUUGA
Molecule: messenger RNA, 6405 nt
Organism: Amoebophrya sp. A25
Lineage: Eukaryota; Dinophyceae; Syndiniales; Amoebophryaceae
Source: the annotation of a GenBank genome assembly